Messenger RNA from Culex quinquefasciatus (southern house mosquito), 1487 nucleotides. RefSeq names its product myosin-2 essential light chain (gene Mlc-c). Gene Ontology annotation, cellular component: myosin II complex. Lineage: Eukaryota; Metazoa; Arthropoda; Insecta; Diptera; Culicidae. The record is from RefSeq and is a predicted model, not a curated record. The transcript is spliced from 3 exons. The coding region runs from base 479 to 940 and encodes 153 amino acids. Gene Ontology annotation, molecular function: myosin heavy chain binding; calcium ion binding.
ACCAGCUCGCAGUACCGAUCGUACGUUGAAAGUGGCCACACGCGUGUGCCCCCGGCGCCGAAACUAAGAAGAAAGAAAAAAAACGCAGUCGCGAAUCUCUCCUUCUCGGGGAGACCUUGGCCAACUCACGUCCGGGCUUGGAAGCCACGCGACCUUCAACACCUUCUUCAAUUCACGCGCGCGCGCACACACCGUUAGCGGAUCUCGGAAGCAACUCCGCGCCGCCGUGACGUCCUUCAGUGUGCCAUCCGUCGCCAUAUAGACUCUGCCAUAGGAUAUUGAAUUCACGGUUGACAUCAAUCGAAGAAUACAGUGGAUUAUCUUACCACAAACUCGAGGAGAUACUUGGCUUGAAAGUGCACUCUGCUGUUUGUUAUUCGUUGACGCUGUUGUUCAGAACUGUGUUGAGUGAUUUUUGUUUUGUGCUGUUUUGUUAUUAUUUUGUUAAAAACUCAGUGAUCAAGUGAAGACUAACACCAUGUACAUGUACGAUCCACCAAAGAAGAAUAACUUCACGUCUGUGGAAGAAUUCCAGGAGGCGUUCAACCUGUUCGACAACCGCGGCGACGGCAAGAUCCAGCAGCAGCAGAUCGGCGAGUGUCUGCGCGCCCUCGGCCAGAACCCGACUGAGUCGGACGUGAAGAAGUUUACGAUGCAGCUGAAGCCGGACGAGCGCGUCUCGUUCGAGGUGUUCCUGCCGAUCUACCAGGCCAUCUCGAAGCAGCGCACGGCCGACACGGCGGACGACUUUAUCGAGGGGUUGCGCCACUUUGACAAGGACGCCAGCGGGUUCAUCUCGUCGGCCGAGCUGCGGCACCUGCUGACCACGCUCGGCGAGAAGCUGGCCGACGAUGAGGUUGAGCAGCUGCUCCAGAACCAGGAGGAUUCGCAGGGCAACGUCAACUACGAGGAGUUUGUCCGAAUGGUCAUGAGCGGUUAGAACCGGGGAGAACGAAGAUUCCACCAUGUUUUUACUACACGAUACUGUCUUUAAACAUUUCCACUUGAGACACAAAACAAAACUUGAGAAACAGAACAAAAUCGAAUUCGAGAACAUGUGCCCAACUUUUAUGUGGAAUCUUUCCCAGCAACAAAGAUACAAAACUCGUAUUUCAUUGUGGAAAACUAUCGUUUAGCUUCUUCUUUAUCCAGGAAAAACAACCAUAAAGUGUAGACAAUAUACAAGUGUUACUUAACGAUUUCUUUUGCACUUUACCAUUAGCAUCAGCAAACAACCGUAGAACUGGAAGCUUCUUACAGCAAAAAAGCAAAAAUAUACAAAUUCCUUACCUUUAGUAUUACUCGCAUUUGCAGCAUUCUAAUGCAUUCUUUUCCUUUCGAUCGAUUCGUAGUGCACUAUCGGACGCAUUUCUUCAAACAUUAUUCGUUAAAACGUGACAAAAAAAUAAAGUCAAAACACUUCUUUUAUCUAUAUAAAAUUAUUAUUAUAUUUUAAAUGAGUAAUAAAAGCCUAAUUUAUACACUAA